AUGCGACUAGUAACGGCCGAUGGGACCCUGCACACAGUGUCGGCGUUCAGUCCAGAAGCAGGUUUAUGGUGGGCCGUGGAGGGUGCAGGGCACAAUUUUGGGAUUGUGAUAUCGGUCACUUCCAAGAUCUACGAUGUGACUGUGGUGUUUUUUGAUCCUACGAGAGCUUUAUUUUCACCCAUGACAAAGUCGAGGGUGUCUGACCACAUCAAGAAGUUCUCGGCAAACCAACCGGUGGAUCUGGUUCAUCUUUCGACUUUCCUUCGCAAUCCAGAUGGUGAUCCAGAAAAUCCGAUCAUCGUAUUCUUUAUUUUUCAAGAAGGUGUUUCCGCCAUUGAAUCGACAUACGCGGCUCUAUUAAGAGACCUCGGUCCCGUUCGUAGGCUCUCUAGCUCUGGAACUUACAAGGAUAUCCCAGGACGGGCCGGCUUUUUCAAACCGUCAGAAGAACGGCGCGAGCCGUCCCAGCGCGAUGCCUUCGACUUUUUUUCCAAAGGCACCUCUGAGAUUCCACAGCUCAACAGUGCCAUCUUUCUCCUUGAGGGCGAUUCCUCAGGGGGUGAUCCCAUGCUCGUCUCGCUGGUUGCGGCUUACACCGAACCUGCGCUGGAAGAAAAGGCGGUUGCGUUUGGGGAGAGUCUACGGCAGAUCUGUUCCGAGCGAGCGGAUAGAAGGAACUGUAUGCAUAUGUCAACUCUGCGUCGCGGCUCGGAGAGCCAGAGAUUUGGGAUUCUUGUCUUCAAGAAAUUUAUGUGA
Molecule: messenger RNA, 756 nt
Organism: Aspergillus tanneri
Lineage: Eukaryota; Fungi; Ascomycota; Eurotiomycetes; Eurotiales; Aspergillaceae
Exons: 4
Coding region: 1-756 (251 amino acids)
Molecular function (GO): flavin adenine dinucleotide binding
Source: RefSeq, a predicted model, not a curated record